CCUUACCCAUUCGGCAUGGCGCCGGGAUGCUUCCUCGACGGCUUCGAGGUCAGCUGCAACCGCACCUUCGACCCCCCUCGCGCCUUCCUCGCGCGGGGCUCGCAGCAGAACGACGAAGGCUACUACCUGAGCUACGAGGCGGCCGUGACGUCAACCAACUACUGGUCCCUCCCCGUCGAGCUCGUCGACGUCACGCUCUCGCGCGGCGAGGCCCGGGCGUACGGCGCCGUCGUCACCGACUGCACCCCGACCAACGAGUCCUACCACGUGUACCGGCGGCAGCUGACGAUGCUAGACAGCUCGCCGUUCGUGCUCUCCUCCUCCCGCAACGUCCUCACCGGCGUCGGCUGGAACGUCCAGGCGCAGCUCACCAAGUCGCUCUACAGCUCGGGCUACAUGCUCAGCUGCGCCUCGCUGCUGCAGUUCCCGGAGACGGCGGCGAGCGGGUCGUGCUCCGGCAUGGGCUGCUGCGAGGCGAACGUGACGGCGGGCCUCCGGUACAGCUCCGUGACGUUCGCGCACAAGAACAACAGCUUCUGGUCGCCCAAUCCUUGCUCCUACGGCAUGGUCGUCGAGAAGAACUGGUACAACUUCUCCAAGGACGACAUCUACGGCAACCAGACCUUGCCCCGGAAGUUCCCGAGGGGCGUCCCCUUUGUGCUGGACUUCGCCGUCGGCAACGCCUCCUGCCCGGCGCAAGGCCAGCCGCCGUUGGACAGCUACGCUUGUCGCAGCGGCAACAGCUCCUGCGUCAACGCGACCAGCAGCGCAGGUUACAUCUGCAAGUGCUGGGACCAUUACGAUGGCAACCCAUACAUCCCUGGUGGUUGCCAAGAUAUCGAUGAGUGCGACCUCCGAACGAAAUUUCCUGAGCUCCGGGAUGUGUACCCUUGCUCCGAUGACGGGAUCUGCAAGAACACGCCGGGGGAUUAUGAGUGCCCAUGUAAACCUGGCAUGAAAGGCGAUGGCAAGGCUGGAACAUGCACUGAGAAGUUCCCACUGGUAGCCAGAGUGAUUGUUGGAACCGUUGGCGGUCUCCUUGUCCUCGCAACUUUGGUUUUUGUCUUCCUUCUUCGCAAGGAGAAACAAAAGAUGAAGGAAUUUUUCAUUCGAAAUGGUGGUCCUAUACUGGAAAAUGCAAAGAGUAUAAAGAUAUUCAAGAAAGAGGAGCUAAAGAGAAUGACAAGAACUUAUAGUCAUGUUCUUGGAAAUGGUGCCUUUGGUAUGGUAUACAAAGGGUUCCUUGAUGAACAACACCCUGUUGCUGUAAAGAAGUCCAUGAAAGUUGACAAGACGCAGAAGGACCAAUUUGCAAAUGAAGUCAUUAUCCAAUCUCAAGUAAUCCACAAGAACAUCGUCAGGCUAAUAGGUUGUUGCCUUGAGGUGGAUGUUCCAAUCUUGGUGUACGAGUUUGUCUCCAAUGGUAGCCUACAAGACAUUCUUCACGGUGAGAACAAAGUUCCUCUCACUCUAGACAAGCGUUUGGCCAUCGCUACCGAAUCUGCAGAAGGCCUAGCUUAUAUGCAUUCCAAGACUUCGACCAGCAUCCAACAUGGUGAUGUUAAGCCUGCCAACAUACUCUUAGACGAUCAAUUCAAUCCAAAGAUAUCUGAUUUUGGAAUCUCAAGGUUGAUUGCAAGAGAUGUUGCCGAGCACACUAACGAUGUCAUUGGUGACAACAACUAUAUGGAUCCAGUUUAUCGUGAAACUGGUCUGCUAACCAAUAAGAGUGAUGUCUAUAGUUUUGGUCUUGUGCUCUUUGAAAUCAUCACUGGCAAGAAGGUAGUUUAUGGUGGUGCCAGUAGCUUUGUCAAGAGUUACCUUGACACAUACUUAACUGAGAUAAGAGCAAACAAGGUGUUGUUUGAUAAGGAAACUGGAGAAAAGGAUAUUGAGCAUCUCCAUUGUCUUAUUGAGAUCUCCAAAGAGUGCUUAGAUAACAAUGUGGACAAAAGGCCGGAGAUGACAGAUAUAGCAGAACGUCUGCAAGGCAUUAUUAGAGCGCGAAGGUUUCUUAAUUGAUUCAUGCACGAAUGCACAAUAUAUGUGCUCUAUCCAAAUGUGGAGCCAGGAAAUCUCCAAGAGUAGGGCUGAACUUGCUUACACAUAUUUGAAUCUUCAAAAUACAAUUUGCAUUGCUUUCUUUUAUAUGAUCUAAUAACAAUUUAUGAGGCAAGCCUAGAGCUGAAGCCCUAGCUAGCUGUACUAGGCUGUGUCUCUGCCCCUAGCUAAGUGUGUUAGUUUAUUUUUAUCUACAUUAGUUCUACAAUACAAUGUUGUACUUUUAAGACCUAAUGUCUAUUCGGUAUCCUCAUCUCUGAAUAAAAUAUGUGUGUAAU
This is a messenger RNA of Oryza brachyantha (malo sina), 2339 nucleotides long. Its product is annotated as wall-associated receptor kinase 1-like. The record is from RefSeq and is a predicted model, not a curated record. Gene Ontology annotation, cellular component: plasma membrane. Gene Ontology annotation, biological process: cell surface receptor signaling pathway; protein phosphorylation. Lineage: Eukaryota; Viridiplantae; Streptophyta; Magnoliopsida; Poales; Poaceae. Bases 16 to 2022 code for a protein of 668 amino acids. Gene Ontology annotation, molecular function: calcium ion binding; protein serine/threonine kinase activity; ATP binding. The transcript has 3 exons.